GAUGACAAUGAAAGAAAGGCGCAGGCGAGAAUCUUCGGUGUGGAGGUUAUUCUUAGAUGAUCCGGUCGCACGCGACUGUGGACGGCAAUUUGUGUUCCUGAUUUGAUUUGUUUUUAAAAAUCAAAUUUAAAAAUACGUAUUAUUCGUAUUUAUCUUAUUAAAAUUAGGUAGAAAAAUAUGGUUAUAAUUGUGGUAAAUCGUUAUCGGUGAAGGUUAAUCCAAUUUCCGGAUAUGCCGGCGGAAAAAAUCAAUUUUGUUUUCUGUAUAUAAUUUUUAUAAUUUCGAGAUCCAUGGCAGCUAAGCAUCCCGACACGCUUUAUUGCUGCGAUAUUUGUGGAGAGGAAGAGCUAACGGAAGAUGAUAUGAGAUCUCAUACCAUGAUCGCCCACAUAGAAGGGGCCAUAUCAUGCCCCUUUUGUGAUCUGGGAGACAUUUCUGCCGACGAAAUGGUCUAUCACGUUAGUACAGUGCAUCUCCAGUAUUUAAGCCCCGUGGGUGACAAGAUGAGGUGUGCCUCCACGUCAAAUGAUUCUUUGGAACGGUUCGUGAUGACCGAUAAUAAUAAUUCUGCCAGCGAAAGUAACGUGGGAUGUUAUUCGCCGCAUAGAGGGAAUCUUUCUUUGAAUUUGCCUCCUUCGCAGUGGAGGAGGGAUAUUUCCAGUCCUAGAGUCACAAAUGGUGAUAGGAUCACCACUUGUCCUCUCUGUGAUUACGGAAAUCCCUCGCCCACUAAACUUCAGGAACACAUCAACCGUCAACAUUUUGAUCUCACUAGUCCAUCGUUUCCAGACUUUGUUAACUGUGACCGAUCUCACAACAGACCCUUCACCUGUCCUCUGUGCAACAGGAACUUUGAGACCAGUCCCGACUUGGAACUGCACGUCAACAUGGACCAUCGAGACGUUCUCAGUCCCGCGAAAUCCACUCAGGUGACUCCCGGUGAUGAAAAUUCUAAUGAGUGUUGUCCCGUGUGUGGUUGCUCUAAUUUUAAUUGUGGCCUUGAAUUGGCUUCUCACAUAGAAGAGCACUUUAGUCAACAGUCUCCUAAUGGAAUGGUAUCUGCUUCUCGAACGCCUAUAAAUUUCGUGAGUCCGGUAGUAAACGAUGGUGAUGCUAGUGCAGAUCAUCUAUUGGCAUUGGAAAUGGAACACAGGGAGCGGGAGCAGCAACGUCUUAGAGAACAACAAGAAUUUCGUUUAUUGCAGGCACAAUAUGGCAUGGAUAACCAGGGAAAUUUCAGGGAACAAUCUAUCACAAAUAUGCAGAGAGCUGUUUAUGCUGGAGAAAUGAGUGUAACAGAUUAUUACAAUCGCCAAGUAGAACUUUGUAUUGCAGAAAGAGAUGGAGUAGACGAUGGCCAUUCUUGUAUUAAAGGUUUAAUACCAAAAAUAAGAGCUUUCAGCAUGGCUACUACUAAUGUAGAACAUACGUGGCUUUGUACCACUGUUGAUCAUUAUGGUUCCACUUACGGAGAUAAAGGAUGGGGAUGUGGGUAUCGUAACAUUCAGAUGCUGCUAUCAGCUUUAGUGCAUCAUACAGGUUAUAAUCACCGAUUAUUUAAUGGAAAGAAUUCAAUUCCUUCAAUAUCCAAAUUGCAAGAAUUAAUAGAAAAUGCUUGGCGCCAUGGUUUUGAUCCUCAAGGAUGUGAGCAGCUUGGAGGAAGGCUCACAAACACAAGAAAAUGGAUUGGUGCUACAGAAGUUGUUACUUUUCUUUCUUCAUUUCGUAUUAAGUGUAUUUUAAUAGACUGCCAUACUGCUACGGGUCCAAAUGGUACACACCCCGAAAUGUUUCAGUGGGUGAAGGAAUAUUUCACAAAAGAUGAUGAUUUUCUUUCUCCAAUCUACCUCCAACACCAUGGGCACAGUAGGACUAUUAUUGGAAUUGAGGAAUUAAAAGAUGGAGAACUUCAGCUAUUAGUAUUUGAUCCUAGUCAUAGUAAAGCUCAAAUGGAGCAAUUCAAUAACACUGCCUGUAAUGCUAAUGCCAUGCGUCUAGUACGGCGGCCACUGUCUGCACUGAAAGCUCGACAAUAUCAACUAGUCACCGUAAAUGGACUUAUGGAAACAGAGGAAGAAUUUCAGAAAAGCAAAAUCCUACGUUCUCAACGAAUCCCUCCAAACUAAAAGCUUUCCUUUGGACUUGCCUUCUGUAAUAUGCUUCUGCGGGCAGCAUAUCCUUAUCUUCAUUCUCUUUCGAAAAUGGUUAAGGAUGUCCAGAGUGAUAAUUAUAUUGUAGGAGAAGUAAGAAGUGUAGAUUUAAAAAUAUAAUUUGAAAUAACUCCUAUUGGAUUAUAAUUUUGUAUAGAUAUCAUUGAGUUUGUAUACAUGUAUAUAUAUGAUUUGUCAUUUAGUUUCAUACACUUUAAGAAGUAGAAUUCAUAUUUAUUUUAAAAUAUUCUUUCUUUAAUUCAUUAUUUUUACAAUAUUGAUUUAUAAGUUUAAAGAUGAUUAUAUUAAAUUUUGUGUUGUCUUCUUACUGUAACUGUAUUGAGAUUAUUUAUUGUUUCUUAUCUCUUUUUAUAUUUAAAAAUUUAAUAUAAAUAAUUUAUAAAUUAGAAAGAAAAUAUUUCAUAUUACCCUAAGGCUAUCCCCUAAAAUCUAAUACACAAAUUUCCCAAACAUUCAGAAUGAAAAAAAAAGAUAAGAGUUUCUUGAUCUUUGAUUUAUUUUUAGGUUAAGGUUUAUAACAAUUUAACUCGUUUACAAAUCAUAUUAGAAAAAAGAAAUGAUUGCAAGUAAUUUUUUUGUAUGUUUAUGAUAAAACAAGAAAACUUAUAUGAGAUUUAUCAUUUUAAAUGAUUCUUUAUAUUAUGAUUUUAAAAUAUGUAUAUCCUGCCCAUAACUAUUCUAUUUGAAAUGUAUUUGUCAUACUAUAACUAUCGAUUGAAUCAAAAUCCAAUUUUUUAUAUUCUAUCCAAAUUUGCAUAUAUAAUAUAAUUUUACCAUACGAUAAUAUCCGAGAAAAUACUCUUCAUUUGUAUCGCGAUGUCAUUAUAUUUUGAUUUUGUCAUUAUUUAAAGGAAUAUUAAAACACAGGGUUUAUCAUUAUUUUAAUAAAUCUAUAAGUACGAGAAUGGCAAAACUAAUUGCCAGCUAGACUAAUCUGAGGUGAUUUUUAGAUAGUCUUUAAAAUUUUUAAUAUGAUUAUUCCAUUGUCUGCAGCUUGCUCAAUUAUUGAAAUAAUUCUUUUUAGUUGAUGUAAGUUUUAAUAAGGAAUAUUGCACGUCUCUCAAUAAUUCUUCUCUCUUUUUUUUUAUGGGAAGAAUGCAUCAUUAUAUAAAAUUCAACUUCAUCUAAUGAUAAAAAGAACAUCUUAAAAAACCAAAUUCAGGAAUAAAUGUAAUUUAAUUUUAUAUUGCUUCAUAUAAAUAUGAAUAUACCUAUUUAUGUACUUCCAGUGUUUGUUAAUAUAUUUGUCUUUUGAAUGUUGUUUUCAUUAGGAUGAUUUUAUGAAGUUUUUUUACGAUUGUCUCGUCAAGUGCCGAGACGAUCGAAACUCAUUUUAUUGAAUCGAGUUAGCCAAAAAUCAUUUGAAUGUUCCUAACGUAUCGCUUGUAUAUAAGUGAGGUUGGUUGCAAAGAGCUUUUGAUAGUAAGAUUAUAGGUAUUUCAGUUAAUAAAUCGAGAAAUAUUGUUUAUAAAGCAAACCGGGUUGUGAACAUUGUGUUUAAAGUUGCUAAAUCUCGAGCAUUAAAAAAACUUGUAUCUAGCUUUGCAGUAGGAAGAUUGGGUUCUAGCAGGUAAUUCGGAUUAGCCUUUGUGAUCUAAAAUCAAAUAUAAUUGUAUAGAAUAUAUGUACUUGAUUUAGUUACACAAGUAUUAUAUAUCGUAGUAUAUUUAUUGUCAUACAAAUAUGUACAAAAAUCUUGUUCUUAAAAAUUACAAGAAACAGAAUUGGAAUUGUAAAGUGUAGAGAAUAUGAAAAUAUUUAUUUUUGAAAUUUUGAAAGCAGAAUCAACUUUUAUUACAAAUAAAUUCUAUGAACAUUGAAAGUUAAUAUAAAUCUUGACAGAUCCAAGAUAAAUCCGUUUGUUUCUUUCGUCAUUAACUCCUGUUUCCACUCUGAUUUAAUUGGUUCCUUUUAAUUCAUUAAUAUUGUUAAAAAUUAUCGACAUUGAAGGAAUUUUAAAUAUUUAUUUUUCUCUUAGAUAAGAAAAAAAAAAUUUCUCGACUUGCUUAUAAUAAUGAAAAUAUUUUUCUUAUCUGAAAUAUGCAAACCCCAAUUGCCUUUUGAAUUCCAACAUUGCCUAAUUGAUUAAUGAAACUAUAUACAAAGUAAUUUCGUUGUUGGUUGGAAAUUUCAAAUGAGUUUUUACAUAUCUAUAAAAAAAAGCAUUAAAAGAAAAAUUGGAUAGGCUUCUGACAUCAAAUGAUACCAAGAAUUGUUGGUUGUUUCUAAAUAAUUGGGAAAGUCUGUGAUAAAAUAUAAUUUUUAUUUUACUUAUUGGAUCGUAAAAUACAAUUAGAAGAAAUACUUAAAUAUUAUCAUUAUUUCCAAUCGUUAUAAUCAAAAAUUUUUG
Molecule: messenger RNA, 4521 nt
Organism: Centruroides sculpturatus (bark scorpion)
Lineage: Eukaryota; Metazoa; Arthropoda; Arachnida; Scorpiones; Buthidae
Product: zinc finger with UFM1-specific peptidase domain protein-like
Exons: 7
Coding region: 291-2126 (611 amino acids)
Biological process (GO): regulation of gene expression
Cellular component (GO): nucleus
Source: RefSeq, a predicted model, not a curated record